AUGCACAGAGUUCUGCGUUUUACAGGCCUCCAGGCCAUACUCCACUCGUUACAUCACAAUCAGAAGAAGUCGGUCCAGCGCCUAACCCUACUCCUCGAUACAACCCGCGACUUGAUGCUAGGGACUGGCCUCGACAGUGCCAGCUCUGCACCAAAGUAUUCGCAAAACCGUACCUCCUCAACAAGCAUCUCAAGCAACAUACCCGUCCUUACAAAUGUCAGCACGCGGACUGCAAGCAGAACUUCCAGUUCCAGGCGGAUCUCGAUCGUCACCGGCAGGCCGUCCACGAAAAGCAGGCGGACGGCGCAUGCUAUUGUCCGUUUGCUGGCUGCAAGUACUCCAAAGAAGGCGGGAAAAGUAUGA
Ramularia collo-cygni is the source of this 363-nucleotide messenger RNA. RefSeq lists its product as uncharacterized. The record is from RefSeq and is a predicted model, not a curated record. The transcript has 2 exons. Lineage: Eukaryota; Fungi; Ascomycota; Dothideomycetes; Mycosphaerellales; Mycosphaerellaceae. The coding region runs from base 1 to 363 and encodes 120 amino acids.